Messenger RNA from Meloidogyne enterolobii, 630 nucleotides. Lineage: Eukaryota; Metazoa; Nematoda; Chromadorea; Rhabditida; Meloidogynidae. The record is from the annotation of a GenBank genome assembly.
AUGUCUGAAACAGACGGGCAUUUAAAUUUAUUAAAUAAAAAUUUAAAUAAUUUAAAACAACAACAAGAAAAACAAUCAAAACAAAAAAAUAUUUUUUGUUUUUGUAAAUUUUGUGGAUAUAGAUAUAUUAUUUUAUUAAUUACGACUCUCUGCCUAACUUCAAUUUGUUCAAAUAUGAUAGUUUUUAAUUUUACUUUAAUUUUAAUGAAAAGACCAAAUUGGGAAAAUAUAACAAUUAUAUCUAGUAGUUUUAAUUCUUCAACUAAAAUUAUUAAAGAAGAAGAAGGUUUUUUUGUUGUCUUUAAUCAAACACAUAUUAUACCUAAAUAUGUGCCUUAUAGUCAAGCAGAAAAAGCUCAAUUACAAUAUGCUGUUGGAAUAGCAAGUAUAAUAUCAACAUUCCCCUUUUCAAUGUUAUAUACAAAAUUUGGUGCCCGUUUUGUAUUUUUGUCAGCUGGAAUACUUUCAACAAUAUCUACGGGAUUAUUACCUUUUGCUGCUUCUAAAGGAAUGAUUGAAUUUACAUUGAUUAGAUUAAUUCAGGGUUUUGCUUAUGGGGCUAAUUUUGCAGCUAUUGGGUUUGUUUGUCAACGUUGGGCUACUUUACAGCAACAUGGAUUUUUUUUGUAA